This is a messenger RNA of Trichosurus vulpecula (common brushtail), 1280 nucleotides long. RefSeq names its product low affinity immunoglobulin gamma Fc region receptor II-a-like. Gene Ontology annotation, molecular function: transmembrane signaling receptor activity. Bases 1 to 708 code for a protein of 235 amino acids. The record is from RefSeq and is a predicted model, not a curated record. Gene Ontology annotation, biological process: cell surface receptor signaling pathway. Lineage: Eukaryota; Metazoa; Chordata; Mammalia; Diprotodontia; Phalangeridae. The transcript is spliced from 6 exons.
AUGAGGGGACCAUGGGUACUGGAACCUGUCACCAGAACCAGCUCUAUAUUGCCGUGGGUAACACUGUUGUGUCUAGCUCCGGCCAUCAGGAGUAAUGGUCCCCUAAGAGCAGUAGUGACCCUGCAACCCCCAUGGUUCAAUGAGCUCCAAGGGGACAGUGUGACUUUGACUUGUGAAGUGUUCCAGACUCCUGGACAGAAUUCUGUUAAAUGGCUCCACAAUGGGUCAGUUCUCCCCAUCUAUGGGGAGUCCUUUACCAUCCCAGCUGUCAACGUGGAAGACAGUGGGGAAUACCAGUGCCAGACAGAACACACUGCUCUCAGCAACCCUGUGCAACUACAAGUCACUAGUGAUUGGCUGCUACUCCAGGUAGAGAGACUAGAAUUCACAGAAGGUGACACUAUGACCCUAAGGUGCCACAGUUGGAGGAACAAACCUCUGCACAAAGUCACAUACUACCACAACAACCAAUCCUUAAAGUUUCACAAUCGGGCUUUCAAUCAUAUUGUCCAUCAAGUGGACUGUACUCACAGUGGAUCCUACUACUGUCAAGGAAACAUAGGGUGUACUACCCGUGUAUCUGCAGCUGUGGUUAUCACUGUCAAAGGGAAGAUGAGCACCAUGAAAGUGGUUAUAAUAAUAUUGCUCCUGGUGAUUGUGAUUGGUAUAAUUGCUGCUGCUGCCCUGUAUUUCUUCAAGAAAAUCUAAGAACCAGCCAACACUCCUGAUGAGACAGGAAAGACUAAGGGAACUGCGGUGCCUCAGCUCCUUCCCGGCACACUCCACCCCUUCCUCUUUUCCCCUUUCUUACUUAACUCCUAUGUUUCUCUCUUGCUCCAUCUGUUCUGCUCUACACAUCCCACCUCCCCAGGUAUUCCUCAUCUCCCUGUUUUCUCUAGGUGGAGAUUUCAGUGUCUUAUUCAUCUGUAAAGUACAGAAGUGUCAAGAUAUUAGGAGAUACCUGAGAAGCAAGUGGUAUCCUAAGCUGGAGUUAACAACAAUCCUUUGUGCUCAGCCUCUGGAUGAUGUCACUCUCUAGCAAAAUCAUAUAAUUAUUGCAUUGCUUUCACCAGCGUCAGAUGUUCUCAGAGCUCGGACAAGUUUUAGUCAUGAAGCCUCACUAUGAAUCAAACUCGUCAUGUUGUUGUGGUUACCCCUCUUUGUCAGGGUUACAGCUCACUGCACAGCCACUGGUAUAAGUGUUGAGAUUUGGCCACACCAAAGCGGGUCCCCCAAUAGGGACGGGGGCCGGGGCACUUGUGUCCUUGCUUGUAAUUUGU